AUGGGAUGCCUGAAACUAGAAAAGGUCUAUAUAUGUUCGUAUACACUUCUAUGUAUCUGUUAUAAGUCAAAGAACAAACAACAAACAAACAAACAAAGUAGACCUACAAUUAUAACGACAAAGAAUACAAUGCCAGAAGAUCAUCAUCACCAUGAACAUGUCAAUUCUGCCAAUUCACAUAGCGAACUAGCUAAAUCUGUAGUAAGGAGCUCUACUCCAUUGAACCAGAGGCCAGUUUCCCCGUAUACUUUAAAUCCAAUUGUGGAAGAAGACGGUUUCUCAUGGCCAAGUUUUGGUACUAGAAAGAGAGCUGAAGAGACACCAGAAGAUCAUCAGAAACGUAUUGAUCGUAUCUCAGGAGCAGUGAAGACAAUUCUAGAAGAAAUUGGAGAGGACGUGGAGAGAGAAGGUCUAUUGGAUACACCACAACGCUAUGCUAAAGCAAUGUUAUACUUCACUACAGGUUAUCAAACAAAUAUUAUGGAUGACGUAAUUAAGAAUGCCGUCUUUGAAGAAGAUCACAACGAAAUGGUUAUUGUGCGUGAUAUUGAAAUAUAUUCUUUAUGUGAACAUCAUUUGGUACCCUUCUUUGGUAAAGUUCAUAUUGGUUACAUUCCAAAUAAGAAAGUUAUUGGUCUUAGUAAAUUAGCUCGUUUAGCAGAAAUGUAUGCAAGAAGAUUACAAGUUCAAGAACGUUUGUCAAAACAGAUUGCCAUGGCUUUACAAGAUAUCCUAAAACCUAUGGGUGUCGCUGUAGUAAUAGAAGCUACUCACAUGUGUAUGGUGUCGAGAGGUAUUCAAAAGACUGGAUCCUCCACUAUAACGUCUUCUAUGUUGGGUUGUUUCAGAGCUCACAAAACAAGAGAAGAAUUCUUGACUUUAUUGAAUAGAGGUCGCUAA
Maudiozyma barnettii is the source of this 900-nucleotide messenger RNA. RefSeq names its product GTP cyclohydrolase I (gene FOL2). Lineage: Eukaryota; Fungi; Ascomycota; Saccharomycetes; Saccharomycetales; Saccharomycetaceae. The record is from RefSeq and is a predicted model, not a curated record. The coding region runs from base 1 to 900 and encodes 299 amino acids. Gene Ontology annotation, molecular function: GTP binding; zinc ion binding; GTP cyclohydrolase I activity. The transcript has a single exon. Gene Ontology annotation, biological process: tetrahydrofolate biosynthetic process; tetrahydrobiopterin biosynthetic process. Gene Ontology annotation, cellular component: cytoplasm.